This is a messenger RNA of Nerophis lumbriciformis (worm pipefish), 3318 nucleotides long. RefSeq names its product CD151 antigen-like. Gene Ontology annotation, cellular component: plasma membrane. Lineage: Eukaryota; Metazoa; Chordata; Actinopteri; Syngnathiformes; Syngnathidae. Gene Ontology annotation, biological process: cell migration. The record is from RefSeq and is a predicted model, not a curated record.
UGUCCGGCAAGGUGUGCCGGGGUGGAGCUUGUGUUUUAAGCAACUCUCGGUCGGAUAUUUUUCACUCACUCCACAGUUUUGUAAACCAUUCAAAGGCUUAAAAACAGGCGAAUUUUGUUUUAUAUACGUUACAGUAUUUUGUCAAGACCGUAUCACCGACACAGCAGCAUGGGUGCACAAGAAGAGAAGAAGAAAACAUGCGGAACAAUUUGCCUGAAAUACCUACUGAUUACAUUCAACUUCCUCUUUUGGCUCGCAGGGGGCGUUGUAAUGGCUGUGGGUGUUUGGACUCUGUUCGAAAAGAGCGACUACAUCAGCCUUCUCCCCUCCGUAACAUAUGCUGCCUCUGCCUACAUACUGGUCUUCGCUGGAGCCAUCGUCAUGGUAACAGGCAUUCUGGGAUGCUGUGCCACCUUCAAGGAGCAGAGGAGGCUACUGCGAGUGUAUUUUGUCCUGCUCCUGUGUAUUUUCCUGUUGGAGAUCCUUGCUGGUGUCUUGGCUUAUAUCUACUAUCGACAGUUAAAUGAGGAGCUGAAGCAGAACCUGAGGGAAACUAUGGUCCAGAAGUACCAACAGAGUAGUCAUGAACAUGUCACCACGGCUGUGGAUAAGCUGCAACAGGAGUUCAAGUGUUGUGGGAGCAACAAUUCAUCCGACUGGGAGCAGAGUGUCUGGAUCCGGUCCAGCAAUGGAGACGGUCGGGUGGUGCCUGACAGCUGCUGCAAGACUCCCUCCGAGCUUUGUGGACGCGGGGGGCACCCAUCCAACAUCUACAAGGUUGAGGGUGGCUGUAUCUCUAAACUGGAGGAAUUCAUCCAGGACCACCUGAAGAUCAUUGGGGCGGUGGGUGUUGGGCUCGCCAGUGUACAGAUAAUAGGUAUGGUGUUCACAUGCUGCCUAUAUCGAAGUCUCAAGACGGAGCCGUACUAGCGAAGGAGAGAACGAGACAGGGGAAGUCGCCUCGUUGACAUACUCAAACAUCCCAUUGCUUCUUUUCUCUGCUUGUUUGUGAGAGGAGGUGAGGCAUCAAAUUACACAUUUAAGUUUCUUAUAGUAGUACAGCGGUAAAAACAAUUCAUUUUCAAUAAGUAAUUAGAGUCUCAAGAUUACAGCACUGUGGAAAAAAGCCUCCGAGAAAAACUGUUGGGAAUAUUGCCUCUGAAUAUUUAAUUUUGCAAGGGAUACCCUCUGUGGGAAUUUUUCUUCAGUCCUCCAUUUUAUUCCCUCUGCGUGCAAUACAGGUAUGUUAAUGUAUUGUAAUUUUUAUGGACUAAGACCAGGUGACAGCACCAGCUGCAAGCCCGCUCCACCUGCUGUGGCAUCACGUUUCCAUAUUAACUAACCAGCCAUGUAUAAAUGAUGUAUCCCAUCAUGGCCUUUUCAACUCUCUACACUUGGUAGAACCACUGUUUUUUAUACUUUUAAACGCUUGUUGUCUGUAAUGUUUGAGGCACGAUCCUGUGAGCUAUUACUGUAUUUUAUCCUUUAUUGCCCAAUGUGUCUUCGCAUAGUGACGUGCCACCGUUAGAUCAGGCUCUUAUCCCCAGCGUGUUGGCAAGGGCACUUUAUCUGACAGACUGACGGUACAAUGACUGCACCUUCCUCACCAGCAUAACUGCACUAUCACUUUAAUAACACAAUAGUGCCAGCGUUUGACGUUUAAGAAUAAUAUUUGUGACUGUAGUAAAGCCGAUCCACAUUGCUCAUGGAAAAGUGCCUCUUUUUUAUUUGACUGUAUUUCUUUUCUACCACUGAUGCCAUUGCGUGUGUCUACUGUAUCUUUUCCGAACUGGUCACAGAUUCUGUUUUUAAGUUAAGGUUUUGUUUACUUAUGUAAGUAAACAAGUGGUACCUCGGUUUUCGUUAAGGAAUCCGUUCCAAAAGGUUUGACAAAGACCAAAGUCAUACAAAAACUGAAUCAAUUUGAAAUAAUGCGAAUCCAAUUACAGUAAUCCCUCGUUUAUCGCUGAAAAAUGAAUUCAGACAAAGUAGCAAUUGUUCAUUAUAAAUUGAAUAUUUUCAUAGCUAGAGCAUCAAAAAGCUGUUUACUACCUUCUAAAUAUGUUUUUCCACAAUCCUCUGGACAUGAAAUAAGACCCAGAUAUUCAACUUUACACUCCUUUAUUCCAAAAUAGUAAUUUAGGGCAAAAAUGUUGUAGAAUGUGUUUAAAAAAAGUAAGGCGCUACUUUCCAAAAUGCUUGAUGCUAAUUUAUAUAUUUUUUCCAUAUACAAACUACUGAUUAGCAUUAGCUAUUUUACAUGGCGAUUUCAACACCUCCAAAUUUGGUAAUUAAAAACUACAACUAAGAUGCACGUUACAAUCAAACAGCAGGUGUGCGAGAAAUACUUAGAGUAUAAACACUUUGUAGAGCGCAACAUAAGACAAGACGGGCACAUUCAGCUUAAUAGCAAAGACUACUUCAUGGCGAGGCAACACACACACACGUCUAUACACUUCUGCCAUCUAACGUCUUGAAAUUGCAACUGCAUGCAAUGUCUACGACGUAAUACAGUGAACCCUCGUUUAUCACUGUUAAUUGGUUCCAGGCACGACCGCAGUAAUUUAAUUUCUGUAAAGUUGGAAUUCUUUAUAGAUCUAUUGUUUUUAUAGUUAGAGCUUAAAUAACUGUUAACUACCUUCUAAAUACAUUUUUCAACAUGAUGACACCACUGUAGACAUGAAAAUAACACCCAGAUAUUCACCUUUACACCCUUUAUUCCAAAAUAGUAAUGCUGUCUAAGCCUGAGCCAAUCAGUGGCCACAAUACUGAACAGCGUGGUCUGAUCUAGUGGCCAUUACAACUAUAGCGUUGAUAUGUUUCAUUACUUUAGCCAUUGUUACUCUUGAAAAUGCUUAAUGUAGGGCACACAUGUUGUAGAAUGUGCUUAAAAAAACAACAAAAAACAUUGAUUUGGUUAAGCUGCGAUAUUUGAAGCGUGAAAUAGCGAGGGACGUCUGUAGUCUGUUGCAGACACGCAAAAAUAUACUAUACACUCGCAACUUUCUUUGGCCCGGUGGUGGGUUAUUCUGUCGUCACGUUUAAUAAAAAGAGAUCAAUUGAUACUGAACCUUGGAGGCAUUGUGAAACACAAGAUUUUUUGGCGUGUUUGUCACUUUGCCAUAAUCAAUCUAAAGAUAACUAAGAACAAAUUUGAAAUGUCUAUCGCACUAAAUAAGUUAUUCUCCUGUUUACUGUUUGGCUCAGUGACUAGAGUUGCACGUUUCAUAUUCCUUUCUGCUCAGUUAUUCAUAAAAAUAAAAAAAACACAGAAACUAUCAAUUGUAUGUGCUGGUCAGUUGUAGUGACUUUUUUAAU